Molecule: messenger RNA, 4000 nt
Organism: Lactuca virosa
Lineage: Eukaryota; Viridiplantae; Streptophyta; Magnoliopsida; Asterales; Asteraceae
Source: the annotation of a GenBank genome assembly
CUUUAAUUUCAAUCGCUUCCCGUUCGUCCUCUACAAUCAUGAGUUCUCCAGUGGCUCAUUUUGGCACGUAUGACGUCUUUCUAAGCUUUAGAGGCGAAGAUACUCGAAAUGCUUUUACAGAUCAUCUCUAUGAGGCAUUAGUGCAAGCAGGACUUCGCACUUUUAGGGAUAAUGAUGAAAUAGAUAGAGGUGAAGAACUGAAGCCUGAGAUCGAUAGAGCAAUCAAAGAAUCGAGGGCUUCAGUAGUUGUCUUAUCAGAGAACUAUGCAACUUCCACAUGGUGCCUUGAAGAGCUUUGGUUGAUUCUUGAACAAAGGAAGAAGUGCAAUCACUAUGUUCUACCGGUGUUUUAUCACGUUGAUCCUUCAGAUGUAAGGAAACAGAGUGAGCCUUUCAAGAUAAAAGUCAAUACCUCGCCAAAGUGGACUGAUGAUAACGUGAAUCGGUGGAAGGCGGCCCUAGCGAAGGUUGCCGAUUUGACUGGUCUGGUUCUUUCAGGGAAUGCUGUGUAUAAUUCUAAUCAGGAGGAAUCUUGGGACUAAUCUAGCUCGGUGAACCACGGGUUUUUGUAGUGGAGCUUUGAUUCCUUAAGCAUCUCAUCCUUCAUUUGUUGUCUCAUUUGUGUUUUUUUCAGUUGUUUUAACUUACCAUCAGACAUUUCUUAUGUUCUUUUUUUGUUACAGGCCUGAAACACAACUUUUGAAGGAUAUUGUUGAUAUUAUUUAUAAUAAACUUGAUUGCAAACAAGUUUAUCUUCCAUCGAAUUUAAUAGGGAUGGAAACUCGGGAUAAGGAGAUAAAUUUCUGGCUAAAGCAAUCUGAUGCCGAAUUUCUGGCAAUCUGUGGGAUGGGAGGAAGCGGGAAAACAACGUUGGCCCGAUACAUUGUGUACUCAAAUUCCCAAAACUUUGAAAGCGUUAGUAUUGUCGAAGACAUCGGAAGUAGAUGUAAAGAACCACAUGAUUUGCUUCAGUUGCAAGAAAAACUUUUUAGAGAUAUUUCAGGAGGCAAGAGGAGGAAAAUACCCAGUGUUAGUCAAGGUACAUUCAAGAUUGAAGAGGUCUUACAAGUGAAGAAGGCACUUAUUGUUCUUGAUGACAUUGUUGAACCGAGCCAGUUGGUAGGUUUAUUUGGAUCCGCUUACAUUAACAAGCAAAGCAAGAUAAUUAUAACAACUAGGGAAAAUAAUAUUGGUAAAUGGUUUGAGUCCAGACCUUGGAGGUGUCAAGAGUACCAAAUGAAGUUACUAGAUGAUAAUGAAUCAUUAGAGCUUCUAAGUCGACAUGCCUUUGGAUCCAAACGUCUGAUGGAAGGUUAUGAAGAGCUUGCAAAACAGGUAUUGCAGUAUUGUGAAGGAAAUCCAUUGGCUCUUGAUGUUUUGGGUACCUUGCUAGCAGAGGAUAAUAGCAUCCUAUUUUGGAAAAGUACAUUGAGCUUAUUGGGAAGAGAUAUUGAUUCUGGAAUUAAACGUGUACUGAUUAGGAGCUACAACUCUUUGCCACAUGACUCUAACAAACAGUUGUUUUUGCAUAUUGCUUGUUUCUUUGUUGGCAAAGACAAGGAUUAUGUGGUGAAGAUAUUAGAGCCUGAUUACUCUGCAGUAUCUGGGAUUAAAACUCUAACCAACAGAUGCCUUUUAUCCGUUUCACUAAACAACAAGCUAAUGAUGCAUCCUUUGCUUCAAGAGAUGGGGAGAACAAUAGUACACCAAGAAUCACCAAAGGACCCUGCAAAACGCAGUAGAGUCUGGCGUAAUAAGGAUUCUUAUGAUGUUUUGCGAAAAGGAAAGGGUUCUGAAACACUGGAAGGUCUAGCACUUGACAUGAAAAUGUUGACCGAAGAAAAGAUGAACCAUUCACUCACGUCAUUAGACCUCAAGACGGAUUCUCUAAAAAAGAUGGACCACCUAAAAGUGCUCCAGCUUAAUUUUGUGCAUCUCACUGGAUCCUACGAAAAUGUUUCUGAAGAUUUAAGAUGGCUCUGCUGGAUUGGGUUUCAUAAAAGAAUCAUACCUCCCAACUUACUCAUGGCAAGCUUGGUAGCCAUAGAUAUGAGCUCUAGCAACUUGGAAGCAUUCAAUCCACCCAUUGUUCUUCCAUUACUACAGAUUCUAAAUCUUAAAGACUCUAACAAUCUAUUGUUAAUUGACAAUAUUUUCAGACUCCCUAAGCUGGAGACUUUGAUUCUUGGGAAUUGUAAAAGUUUAGUUCAUGUUUGUGAAACCAUUGGAGGCCUUACAAGUCUUGUUUUACUGGAUAUCACUGGGUGUAAACGCUUGCGCAAGAAAGUAAAUCUGUUAGCAGGGACAAAUGCGACUACUUCUGGUGGUGGAAUUACAGAACAACCUUCCUUUUUUUUGCCACGUUCAGUGCAACGGCUAUUCCUUAAGGACUGCAACCUAAAAAAUAACUUUUCUUUUCCUCUGAGCUUCAGUUUCCAACCUCUCUUGCAGUACUUGAAUCUCUGCAAUAACCUAUUUGAAUUCCUUCCUGAUUACAGUCAUCUUAAAAAUCUCCGGGUGCUUGACUUGAGUUUAUGUUCCAGACUUAAAAGCCUCCUAUGUCUCCCGAGUACACUUGCAGAAUUGUAUACAUAUUAUUGCAAGUCACUGGAGAGAAUAACUUUCCAAUCACCUCGAUUCACAUUGCAAGAAUUUGGCUACCAAGGUUGUAUAAAUUUGAAUGAAAUUGAAGGCUUUAUCAAACUGAUACCGAUAGCCACAUUGAAAGGAACAGACUUGGGGCAUAUGAAGUGGCUAAAAGAAUAUCAAGAUCAUGAAGUUCGCUUGGUUGGUGAUGAUGAGCUGACCAUAGGCAGAAGUUGGCAAGUCCAGAUGUUGUAUGAAUUUAAUAUAAGGAGCACAUCUCUGCCACACAUAGAGUCUCCAAACAUGAGACCUGAGUAUAUAUCAAAAUCGUCAUCUUUGUCCUUUGAAGUUCCUUUUACACCUAAGAACAGGACGCUCAAAGGAUUAGAUGUAACAUUCAGAUAUAAAAUAUCAGGAAAUGACUGUGCAUGGUUUGCUAAAAUCAGCACGACCAAUGAUGUUGAUUUCAUAUACAACCCGAAAGUAUUUGGCGAUCCUGGAUUUGGUGAAGUUGGUGUAUGGUUAAGCUAUUGGCCAAUUGGAAACACAUUAAAUGCUGGAGAUAAAGUUAAUGUGUCUAUUGAUGUCAUUAGCGGAUUGGAGGUAUACGAAUGUGGUGCAAGCUUUGUAUAUAUUAAUGAUGGCUUAAGGUAUGAAACUUCUGAAAAUGAUAUGGAGGGGGUUGAAAAUCUUGGAAAUCUGUCGGACUUUCGGCUGAGCUCAGGAUCAUACUAUCUUUGUCGACGUGAUUUCUUUGAGUUAAUGGAGGUCGGCAGACUCCCACGUGGUUGGUUUAGAAAUAUAAUUGGUGAUACGGUUGACCAUACAGAGGUACGAGGAUGGAGCAAUACUGGUCGACCUAAGAAGUUGAACCCGUCAUUUACGGAGUUCAAAAAUGUUAGUUGCAUCAUCCAUGGUCCUGAAACGGAGCAAGUUUACAAGAUUCCAAAGAACCCUAAAUCACUAUUUGUCAAUAAAGCGAUGGAGUUCACAUCAAGCAUGUAAUAACCUUCUUUAUUGAUCAACAAAUUACGAGAUACCAUCACUUACAAAAAGGAUAGUUAGUUGUACAUGGGAGCUGAGAUGAGGAUAUGUUAUCACGAUCAAGUUUGCAUCUGGGAGAGCAUUAAGAAGGGGUAAGUAAAAAACGAGUGUUGCUACCUUGGAAUGCUUAUGUUAAGUUGUGGAGACUAGUCAACCCUUUGACCUUAUAGUUGUAGGCAGACCAAGUUUAGGGCAAAUUUAUCAGAGUCUAUGUCUUGACCUUAUUGACAAAUUUUCGGUAUUAUGCCAUCUUUAUAUAGAUCCCUUGAGUUCAUGUAAUCUACGACAAGUAAGAAAAAUUGUAAUUCGGUAGUGUCAAUAAAAUCUCUCUAUUUUGUUCUCUUGUGGACGAAGUCGAUCACUCUAAUCG